Molecule: messenger RNA, 1287 nt
Organism: Kwoniella shivajii
Lineage: Eukaryota; Fungi; Basidiomycota; Tremellomycetes; Tremellales; Cryptococcaceae
Exons: 2
Coding region: 1-1287 (428 amino acids)
Cellular component (GO): nucleus
Molecular function (GO): zinc ion binding
Source: RefSeq, a predicted model, not a curated record
AUGAUGUCGGAAGGUUCAUCCCCAGAUCCAGAUUUACGUGAUGUCUUUCGACUACUUUACUCGGAAGAUGAAUGGAAUUUCCCUUCUUCCGACUCUGAAGGAGAUGAUGACGGAGAAAUACAUCCACCAUUGAACGAUCUAGCUCCUGAGAUUGAAGUAGAAAUCGUUGAAUCUGAUCUGAUGGAUGAGAUCUCAUCAAAUACAGAGAGGUAUACUAGAAAGAGAUACAUAGAAGCUUUAGAUUCUUUAUUAUCAUCUUCACCUUCUGUAUUUUCAUCUUCUUCAACUUCAACUUCAACUGCAUCACCUGGUCAAAACAAAAAACAAAGAAUAUAUCCUUGUCCUCCAUCAUCAAAUAACGGCAUAUCACAAAAUAUAAUCUUAUCAACACAACCUAUACCAUCACCACUUCCAUCUGCUCAGCUAUACGCUCCGUAUUCACCUCUGGCACUAUUGAGUAGAUUGAGAACAUAUCAAAUUCACACAUAUCCAUAUCCACUUUUGAAUGGCGAUACAAAUACUUUGUCGCCUCUUAACGCUUCUUUAAAAGGAUGGUACAACCAUUCCAGAAAUACGCUGAGAUGCGGUUCAUGUCAUUCAGCUUGGAGUAUUAAUGGAUUAGAUGAUAUUACAAACGAACAAGUUAGAAUAGAAGUUGCGAAGAGAUUAAGUAAAGGAUUUCAAGAUAAUCAUACAAAAACUUGUCCUUGGAAAACAAGAUGUUCACCUGCCAAUCUAUACGACCAACUUCGAAACUCACUACAUCCGUUAAUCACUUCUCACUUAUCCCCACUCUCACAAAUAUUGAACCAAUCGAUAAUCUCACUAUCAUCAAUAUCACUCACAUCCCCUCUAAAUCCAAUACAAGAGUCAUCUCUAUUGCAAUCGCUGUCGAAUCAUUCUUCCUCUGUAUCAUCCUCAUCAGCUAUUUUAGCUUUAUUCGGAUGGUUUCCUUACUAUCCUAAUGCCCCUUGCACUAAAGUGACAGUCGGAUCAAACCCAGAAACAGAUAUAAUACAUUGCAGGAUCUGCCAAAGGCGUAUUGGACUUUGGUCAUUCCUCGACAUCCCUUCGGAACAAAAUGACAAGGCUAAAAGAAAAACACUAGACUUAGUUGAUGAACAUUUGAACUGGUGUCCAUUAUCUGGAUAUAGCAAGGAAUGGUGGGAAGGAUGCCUUUUGAUAAGAGAGAAAAGCCCUGCCUUGAUAGGUGGUACUAUAAAGAAAGAUUGGGUAAUAUUGAGCGACAAAUUGGAAAAGAAACCUUGGCGUAGAACCAAGAUAUGA